Molecule: messenger RNA, 2833 nt
Organism: Echinops telfairi (small Madagascar hedgehog)
Lineage: Eukaryota; Metazoa; Chordata; Mammalia; Afrosoricida; Tenrecidae
Gene: CCDC57
Product: coiled-coil domain containing 57
Exons: 16
Coding region: 102-2723 (873 amino acids)
Source: RefSeq, a predicted model, not a curated record
CCUGGACGGCCACGUGUAUGCGGACAGAGCAGCUGCGACCGCAGCGGGGCUGCCCACAGAAGCUCCGUCUGUGAGUGCCAGCCCCUGGCCAGAGACUGAGAAUGCACGCCCACCUGCUGCAAGACCCUGGGUCUGGGGUGAGCUCUGCCCCACAGGCAGUGUCCAGAGCUGCUCUGGAGGGAGCCAGUGGGGAAUCCGGCCGGACGCAGCUGCCCCCCGUGCUGCCUGAGGGGCUGGCCCUGGAGGAGCUGCUGGCACGCAAGGAGGAGGAGUGGCGGUCGCUGCAGGCCCGGCGGGCCCAGCUGCAGGGCGCUGCGCUGGGGGCGGCACAGGGCCAGCUGCGCAGCCUUCGGGAGGACUUCCUGUAUAACCUGCAGCUGCUGGAGGAGCGGGACCGGGAGCUGGAGCACUACGACGCCGUCUUCGCCCAAGCCCGGCUGCAGGAGCAGGCCCGGGAGGCAGAGGCCAGUGAGCUCAGAAUUGAGGUGGCCAAGCUGCGCCAGGCACUGGCCCACGAGACCCGGCGCUCCGAGGAGCUGCAACAGCGGCAGCGGCAGACGCUGCAGGAGCACCGCUGGGAGCUGGAGCGCCUGCACAGUGACAAGGACGCCGAGAUCACCCGGCACCGGGAGCAGUGUGAGCAGCUGCGGGGGAAGCUGGAGCAGGAGCUCCAGGGGCGGGACGGGGAGCUGGCGCUGCAGAAGCAGGCUCUCAUGCUACAGUUUGAGGCCGAGCUGCAGAAGAGGGAACACGCGUCCAGCCUGCAGGCCAAUGCCAUGAGCCACACCAUCCUGACACAGGAGCUCAAGGUGAGGACCGGGCUUGGCAGGCAUGACGGGCUGGACCGCCUGGCCAGGGAGCGGGACGGGGUGCUGGCUGCAGUGAAGGAGGCCCACGCGGAGCAGCUGCGGGCGCUGGAGACCAGGGUGCAAGAGCUGCAGGCUCACUGCAGGAGCCUGGAGACCCAGCUGCGCCAGGCUGAGGGGGUCCAGGCCGACGCUGCCAGGGACCACAACGCCACUGUCGCCCGACUUCGUGAGGAAGCGUUGGCCCUGAGGUCCGGCUGGGACGCCCAGGUGGCUCAGCUGUCCCAGGAAGCAGUCUCCAGGGACCUGCAGAUCCACGCUCUGCACGAGGAGGGUGCGAAGCUCAAAGUCCAGGCGGCCCAGCUCCAGCAGGACAUUGAUGGGUACAAGCGGAAGCUGGCGGUGGCGGUGGGCCGGGAGCAGAGUCUGGAACGUGAGAAGGUGCAGCUGGAGCUGGACUGGCGCCACCGCUGUGAGGACGCGGAGCGAGACCAGUACCGACGAUCUGAAGACCUGGUCCAGAGCCUGGCCGCCGCCAGAGAGCAGGUUGCGGCCAGACUCCAGGAGGCAGAGCAGAGGCUGUGUGACAAAGACGAGGUGCUGAAAGCCAUGGCCCUGGAGAGAGACCAGGCGGUGCAGGCCCUGAAGACCCACGGACUCCUUCCCGAGAGGGAGACACAGACCUGCGUAGAGCACCGGGAAGAGGCAGCAGUCAGCCGGGACUCGGCAUGGCGUGAGGUCCAGCGACUGCAAGAGCAGAAUGCGAGCUUGCGGAGUGCCGUGGCUCAGAUGAGGAAGGAAAUGGAAGCGCUGAGUGACCAGCUUCUCCCUGCUGGCCAGCAGCAAGGGAAGGCCUGUGAAACAAGCCAGCCGGCACCAAACAACGCAGCCGGCACCCCUGGUACCACGACAGCAGACGCCGCCAUGCCCGAUUACGUUCUGGCCCUUGAAGCAGAAAUACAGAGUCUGAAGCAUAAGUUCAAAACACUGGAAGACCAAUUAGGAGGCGUGUUAGACCCUCCCCAAAAGUCCUCGUCUGAUGUGGACGUUCUGCCCAGCAUCGGUGCCACUGAAGACCCUGUGCUGCAGGAGGCUGCCCCAGUCUGGCUGCACCGGGAGGCAGCACAGGUGCGUGUGGAGCUCUCAGAGCUGGGCCAGCAAGCAGCCGAGCUGGAGAAGCAUCUCAGUGCGUCCCAAAAGGAAGGAGGGGAGACUGCACGCAGGACAUGGCCACCAGCUCCAGAGACCACGACCCCCAGGGGACAGGGCCCUGCAGGUGGAGAGCCCUCGCGGCCCUCGCCAGAACUCCGACUGGGAUGGCAGCUGAGCAACGUGUCCAGGCGCAUCCUCCGCCUGCAGCAGCGCAAGGAGCAGCCGGUGGAGUCCGCGAAUCGGCGGGGACACCCCCCGGGGAUGCCACCUGGCCCCAUCCCUGCUCGUGCCCCGGAGCCCUGCAGCCCAGGGGAGGUGCCUGCUAGGCCAGGAGACGUCAGCCUGCCCUUGGGACAGGUGCAACCCCGUCUCACAGCUCAGGUAGCCCUAAGGUGCCCAGAGCACCCCCAGGCCCAGCUGCCCUACAUGGCGGGCAGCCCCCGCACUCAGAGGUCGCCCUCCGAGACCAGCGGCUCCCUCCAGGACACGUGGAAGCUGUUGGAGCUAGGGUCCAGCCCUUCAGGCCCCAACUCCCAGGAUGACUCAACUCCAGCAGAAGGCCCGGCCCCUGAGGCAGCAGGCAGCCCGGGGCGUCCACAGAGCCGCCCGGAGGCGGCAGUGGCUGAGACAAGGCAGGGGCAGGUGGCUGUUGAAGGGAAGAAGCUUCAAGCCCAGCCCAAGCCCAGACGACCGCCCCGCUCUCCUGCAAGACCCAGAGGCCCCAACCGACCGCCCAGGAUCCGAAACUACAGCGUGAGGGACUGACCACCGGCUCCUGAGAUCUCCCCCUGCACUAGAAGAUGGGCCCACAUCGGUGGGGGCAGCAGAGCAGGCUGUGGACACUGCUGGACAGCCUGGUGGGACAAGGGUCAUUA